Molecule: messenger RNA, 514 nt
Organism: Zalophus californianus (California sea lion)
Lineage: Eukaryota; Metazoa; Chordata; Mammalia; Carnivora; Otariidae
Product: 60S ribosomal protein L23a-like
Exons: 1
Coding region: 1-471 (156 amino acids)
Biological process (GO): ribosomal large subunit assembly; translation
Cellular component (GO): cytosolic large ribosomal subunit; ribosome
Molecular function (GO): rRNA binding; structural constituent of ribosome
Source: RefSeq, a predicted model, not a curated record
AUGGUGCCGAAGGCUAAGAAGGAAGCCCCUGCCCCUCCCAAAGCCGAAGCCAAAGCAAAGGCUUUGAAGGCCAAGAAAACGGUGCUGAAAGGCGUCCACAGUCACAAAAAAAAUAAGAUCCACAUGUCACCUACAUUCCGACGACCCAAGACACUGCGUCUGCGGAGGCAGCCCAAAUAUCCUCGAAAGAGCGCCCCCAGGAGAAACAAGUUUGAUCACUAUGCCAUCAUCAAGUUCCCCCUGACUACUGAGUCAGCCAUGAAGAAAAUAGAAGACAACAACACACUUGUGUUCAUUGUGGAUGCCAAGGCCAAUAAGCACCAGAUCAAACAGGCUGUGAAGAAGCUCUACGACAUUGACGUGGCUAAGGUCAACACCUGGAUCAGGCCUGACGGAGAGAAGAAGGCAUAUGUUCGACUGGCUCCUGACUAUGAUGCUUUGGAUGUUGCCAACAAAAUUGGAAUCAUCUAAACUGAGUCCAGCUGGCUAAAUCUAAAUAUAAAUUUUUUCACCA